Messenger RNA from Centruroides sculpturatus (bark scorpion), 2120 nucleotides. RefSeq names its product XK-related protein 6-like. The transcript has 4 exons. Gene Ontology annotation, biological process: engulfment of apoptotic cell; phosphatidylserine exposure on apoptotic cell surface; apoptotic process involved in development. Bases 228 to 1388 code for a protein of 386 amino acids. Gene Ontology annotation, cellular component: plasma membrane. The record is from RefSeq and is a predicted model, not a curated record. Lineage: Eukaryota; Metazoa; Arthropoda; Arachnida; Scorpiones; Buthidae.
GUCAAAACUUUUUUAUAAGUGAAUUAAUUCGGUAAAAUUUAAUUACGAAAUGCAAGUUAAACUUUUUUAAAAAAAAAGCUAGAAAAUAAUUAGUAACGUACAGUACUGUACAUUGUAGGGGGAGAAUAUGCGGGGAGAGACGGAACACGUGAUAAACCCGUCCAUCGCCAACGUAAACGAUUACUACGGACGGAUAAAAUGAUGAUAAGCAAUGCAUUUAGAUUAAAAUGGUUUGUUGGAGCGAUUUUCCUUACAGAUACAAAGAAAAACAAGUUCCUAUAGAGCUAGGUCGGACGGACAUCGUCGAUCACGAUACCGCCGAUGCUCUUCCCAAAAAAUUGGAAUUCACUUGGAUCGACGUUUCGGUUAUUUUGUUUUCGAUUGGAACUUUCGUAUUGGAUACGGGUUCCGACUCAUUUCUCGCUUACAUCCAUUACAAGAACUACUCGAAUGGAGAAAGGGCGAGUUUAGUCUACUUCGUUCUUACCCUUGUGUUUGUGUUGGUCCCGACAGUAACCAUGACGGCUUUCAGUCUAAGAUGGUACGUCAUCGAUCACAAAUAUGCAAAAAGGAAAGUUCCCCUGUGUCGGUGGAUAUUAAGAACUGUUCUCUUGUUUUUUCAAUUGGGACCGGUGCUUAGAUACAUUGAUUGCAUUUUAUUUGGCUUAAAAAGUCAAAAAGAUAAAAGUAAAUUGAAACAGAAAGAAUAUUUCCAGGAAAUGUUAUAUGAAGAUGUUGAUGCCACAUUGUUAAGACUUUUUGAAUCUUUCAUGGAAGCUGCUCCUCAAUUAUUGCUGCAGAUUUAUAUUUUAUUGAAAAUUGAAUUCUCUAUGGAUGAACCUAUUUCUUGGAAAGUGAUCGUUCAAAUAGUAUCAGUUCUGAUAUCACUUGUAUCAAUAUCCUGGGCAAUAUCUGCUUAUUUUCGAGCUCUUAGAUUUUCACUGCCUAAGAAGAAAAACAUGGGCUGGAUUGCGACGAUUUUCCAUGCAUCUUGGCAUUUUUUCGUUAUUUCUGCGAGGAUAUUUGCACUCGGACUUUUUGCUUCACAAUUACCAGAAUAUCUGCCUGUUGUUUGUAUAUUGCAUUGGUUCAUAAUGACACUCUGGAUUAUUUCUAUGAAAACUAACUUUUGCAUAAAUAGGUUUGAGGAAGUACUUUAUAAUGCCGUUGUUGGAAUCAUCUUUAUCUUCUGUUAUUUCAAUCCAGUAGAUUCUCCAACUCGACACAGAUAUUUCAUUUACUAUUCUGUUAUGAUUACAGAAAAUAGCAUUCUCAUGUUAAUAUGGAAUUUCUACGGCAAUAAUUUUCUGAACUAUCGACUGCCAAUUUUUGUGGUACAUUAUGCAUUAUUUUUAUUGGGAUUUGCAUUUAUGGUAAGUUGUGUAUAAUUUUUCAUUUUAUAAUUUUAGUACUCAAAUAUUGGGGUAUCCGAUUAUCCAGGUGCUAUAGUACCCAUUUAAGACAUUAUACUUGUAAUAAUAUAAUCAUUUUGCUUGUUUAUUAGUCACUAAAUUCUUUUUAUUUAAUAAUUCACACUAUUGUUAAUUGACUACUGUAAAACUGAGCUUCAAGAGAAGAAGAAAACAAUUUUUUAUUCAUUAUUCAGGAGUAAAUCUUGUUACCUGUUUCGAGAAUAAAAAUUGUGAGAUAUGCAGAGGGCCACUGGGCUGAUCCCUAAUGACCGCUUACGCUGCAACAGGUUGGUAAAACCCGAUCCCACAGUCGUAGGAUGGCUUAGGAGGGCAAAUCGAAUGGGGAGGGAGGUGAGGAAGCUGGCAGAUGUCCUUUAGAGACAGGUUUAACAAAAUAAACAAGCAUUUAUUUGAUUAAUUAAGCUAAGAUACAAGACGCUAUAACAAUACAUAGGCUAACGGCGAUUAAAUAUGAGUUAACUAUAAAAACAGGCCGUUCUAACAGCUCUAACGGCUAUCCUGAGAGAGAGUUCACAAUGCUCGAAAAUGCAAAUACCUCUAUAAGGAUAUGACUAAUAUGCGUUUGUUGAAUGGGCCAUAUGAAUUGUAGUCAGUGCAGGAACUGUAGAAUGGCAAUGGAAGUUUGAAGUGGCUUUCUGUUGUAUGGCGAUGUCCUUUCUGUCGCUAUAUCCGGUGUAUGGAGACAAG